GAGUAAAGUUCUCCAAAAUUUAAAUUUUGUACCUUAAUACCUCCCAGUUUUAUUCACCGAAACUCAAAAUGGAUAAGAGUAAAGAGAAAGAGGAGCAGAGUAUCAUGGAUAAGUCCAUGAGAUCUGUUUUUGUUGGCAACAUACCCUAUGAAGCAACAGAGGAAAAAUUGAAAGAUAUAUUCAGUGAAGUUGGCCCUGUAUCAUCCUUUAAAUUGGUAUUUGAUAGAGAAACUGGUAAACCCAAAGGGUAUGGGUUUUGUGAGUACAAGGACCAAGAAACUGCUCUUAGUGCAAUGAGAAAUCUUAAUGGGUAUGAGAUUGGUGGUCGUUCCCUUAGAGUGGACAAUGCCUGUACUGAAAAAUCGCGGAUGGAAAUGCAGGCUUUAAUGCAGGGGCCACAGGUAGAAAAUCCAUAUGGCGAUCCAGUGGAGCCAGAGAAGGCUCCAGAAGCCAUUAGCAAAGCCGUUGCCACUCUACCACCAGAACAAAUGUUUGAACUUAUGAAACAGAUGAAGCUCUGUGUCCAGAAUAAUCCAAAUGAAGCCAGAAAUAUGUUGCUACAAAAUCCUCAGUUGGCAUAUGCAUUAUUACAGGCGCAAGUUAUAAUGAGAAUUGUUGAUCCUGCCACUGCUGUAAGCAUGUUACAUCCAAGUAACCCAGUACCUCCUGUUCUUCAACCAGGCGACAAACCACCACCACAAAAUCCUUAUAUUCCAAACAACCCUCCACCAGCACCACAGCAGUUACCUUCGCUCCUUAGCAAUCCAGUGCCGCCUCCUAAUCAAUUUGCUCCUCGGCCGACGAUGGGUGACGUGGACCUGCGCGGGCAGUCGCGGAACGCUAACGUGGAACGCGGAGCGGCGGCGGCUCCGGCAACGGCCGCGGGGACUCCGCUGCUGGACCAGGACAUGCGCAGCCUGCCGCCCAUGGUACCGCAUCCCGUGCCGCCACCACCCGCGCCCCACGUCCAAGACGCUGGUUUUCCGCGGGACCCUCGACUGGCCAAUAUGCCGUUCAACUCGGAUCCACGGAUGCGAACCAACGAUCCAAGGACGCAGGCAAAAGCACCACAACAACAAUUGCCACCGGGCAUGCCGAGUGUCGCGCAGGCUAGGACUAUCCAGGGUAUACCCUCAGGUGCAUCAGAUCAGGAAAAGGCGGCGUUGAUAAUGCAAGUGCUGCAACUGUCGGACGAACAAAUUGCGUUGCUACCACCCGAGCAGCGCGCCAGCAUCCUUAUGCUCAAGGAACAAAUUGCGAAGAGCACCCAGCAACGUUGAAUGGAGUAUUUAAUACGUUUAAACAUUCAACCCUCAUUGUGAAUCUGCUAAUCGUUUUUGUAAGCUUUCAACUACAUGAUUUAAUUAAAAUAGAUUAU
Molecule: messenger RNA, 1378 nt
Organism: Achroia grisella
Lineage: Eukaryota; Metazoa; Arthropoda; Insecta; Lepidoptera; Pyralidae
Gene: CstF64
Product: cleavage stimulation factor subunit 2
Exons: 10
Coding region: 69-1280 (403 amino acids)
Biological process (GO): mRNA 3'-end processing
Cellular component (GO): mRNA cleavage and polyadenylation specificity factor complex
Molecular function (GO): mRNA binding
Source: RefSeq, a predicted model, not a curated record